Messenger RNA from Durotheca rogersii, 2423 nucleotides. RefSeq names its product transporter. The transcript has 3 exons. NCBI's taxonomy places the organism in Eukaryota, Fungi, Ascomycota, Sordariomycetes, Xylariales, Xylariaceae. The record is from RefSeq and is a predicted model, not a curated record. The coding region runs from base 267 to 1829 and encodes 520 amino acids. Gene Ontology annotation, cellular component: membrane. Gene Ontology annotation, biological process: transmembrane transport. Gene Ontology annotation, molecular function: transmembrane transporter activity.
AAAGACGACUCUAUCUCCGUUCCUCCCCACCUCCUCCGUUCCUUGCUACGUUCUGUAGUGGCUAGCUUGGUAGCUCUAGCUUCUCAUUCGGUCGACGUCUGCGCAGGGCUGGGCUACGCACCUUGGAGAUGACCUCAUAUUGCUAUUAUCACUGUUGCUAGGCACUGCUGGUCUUGCUCUUGUCGGUAUAAUUAUUCGUCUGGUGAUUCCGGUGGUCCAGGGUCCUCUUAACCAUCGAGUGGAAUAUCUGCUACCCAGAAAACACCAUGUCGGGACUAAAGGAAGAUGGGAAGGACGAUGGGCAACAGCCCGCCAUCGCGGGCGAGGAUAUCGACGUCGGGACCAACGAUCUGAGCACGAUCCCGAAAGGCACCAUCGACCCCGUGUACGAGGCGAAGGCGAGAGUGCUAAACAGAGCCAUUCAGGAUAUCGGCAUGGGGUGGUACCAAUGGCAGCUAUUCGCCGUGGUGGGGUUUGGCUGGGCCUCGGACAACCUCUGGCCCAUCGUCACGUCUCUCAUCUUCACGCCCAUCACGAAUGAGUUCUCGCCGUCGCGCCCCCCGCUCCUCAGCCUGGCCCAGAAUAUCGGCUUACUGGCUGGGGCUAUGUUCUGGGGUUUUGGCUGCGACAUCUUUGGUCGGAGGUGGGCCUUCAACCUGACCCUCGGCUUAACCGCGGUAUGGGGGAUGAUCGCCGCCUCCGCACCCAACUUCGCCGCUAUUGGCGUCUUUGCCUCCUUCUGGUCCUUCGGCGUCGGCGGCAACCUCCCCGUCGAUUCGGCCAUAUUCCUCGAGUUCCUCCCCGGGUCUCACCAGUACCUGCUUACGGUUCUCUCCGUCGACUGGGCGCUAGCGCAGGUCAUCGCGAACCUGAUCGCGUGGCCGCUCCUGGGCUACAUGACCUGCCAACAGGAAGACAACGACUGCACGAGGAGCAAGAACAUGGGGUGGCGAUACUUCAUAAUCACCGUCGGCGGGCUGACGCUGGUCAUGUUCAUCCUCCGCUUCUUCUGCUUCACUAUCUACGAGUCGCCCAAGUACCUUAUGGGUAAGGGGUUGGAUGACAAGGCCGUGCACAUAGUCCACGAAGUCGCGCGGCGGAACGGCAAGAGCUCGGACCUAACCGUCGACGAUCUUAAGGCGUGCGAGCCGGACGGGUACGAGCAAGGGACCACGGCGAGUGACGCCGUGAAGCGAAGGCUCGAAGCGGUCAACUUUACCCACAUACGGGCCCUCUUCGUGACGAAAAAGCUGGCGUACAGUACGGCCGCAUUGAUGGUAGUUUGGGCCUUUAUCGGUCUGGGGUACCCCCUCUACAACGCUUUCCUGCCCUACAUCCAGGCGACGCGGGGGGUCGACUUCGGCGACGGGUCGACGUACAUCACGUACCGCAACUCGCUGAUCAUCGCGGUGCUCGGCGUGCCGGGUGCGCUGGUGGGGGGGCUGCUGGUGGAGCUGCCGAAGUUCGGGCGCAAGGGGGCGCUGAGCUCGAGCACGGCGCUGACGGGCGUGUUCCUGUACUGCUCGACGACGGCGACGAACUCGCAGAGCCUGCUCGGCUGGAACUGCGCGUACAGCUUCACGAGCAACAUCAUGUACGCGGUGCUCUACGCCUACACGCCCGAGCUGUUCCCGACGCGCGACCGCGGCACGGGAAACGCGCUCACGGCGACGGCGAACCGCAUCUUCGGCAUCAUGGCCCCCAUCGUCGCCAUGUUCGCCAACCUCGAGACGGCCGCGCCCGUCUACACGAGCGGGGCGCUGUUCAUCGCCGCCGGGCUCAUCGUGCUAACCUUACCGUUCGAGUCGAGGGGGAAAGCGAGCCUGUAAAUUCCUGUAAAUUCAAUGCCUAUCCUAUUAUGUCCGCUACGGCAGGACGGGGGAGGCUCUUUAAAAGUUAUAUGUAACAUAUUUAGUGAGUUUGACGUCUGGGCAUACAGGCCUCGGGCUUUUUCGUUACGGAUCUUGUUGUGAUACCCGAAAAUCCUCAACCGCAACUUGUCCUAAUGUCAUAACUAGUCUUCACCAGCAUUCUACUAUGGCGUUUGAAACAAUUCACUUCCGUCGCUAACCUCUAGAAAUUCGGUUAAUGUGCUCACUAGCUAAUUUACGGACUGGUGGAUGGUAUCGAGUUUUAACUGUCUACGGCGAGUGCCUAACCUCAGCAGGUUAGGGUAUUGAUGGAAUGCUGAUUCCGGACGGAUAACGGGUUCCGCUCAAUUGCCAGUAACGAAGCAUUGAGCAGAGAAUCUUCGAGUCUAGCCAUCCUGGCAUAACUCCCGUUUCAUUCUAUUGGCUGCCCUGGCGAGCACAUGGAGCAGGGUAGUCUGCAAACCAUAGCUUAUUCCUACCUCCAUACCUUGACUCCUUUCUCUUUACUCUCUCGUGUAUUAGCCCCGUCAUCUCCUACAGCAGACACAGGAC